Molecule: messenger RNA, 3387 nt
Organism: Cebus imitator (Panamanian white-faced capuchin)
Lineage: Eukaryota; Metazoa; Chordata; Mammalia; Primates; Cebidae
Product: catenin delta-2
Exons: 19
Coding region: 16-3387 (1123 amino acids)
Biological process (GO): cell-cell adhesion; dendritic spine morphogenesis; cell-cell junction assembly
Cellular component (GO): postsynaptic density; adherens junction; nucleus
Molecular function (GO): cadherin binding
Source: RefSeq, a predicted model, not a curated record
UGCCUUGCAGGAGCUAUGCCUGUCCCAGACCAGCCUUCAUCAGCCUCAGAGAAGACAAGUUCCCUGAGCCCCGGCUUAAACACCUCCAACGGGGAUGGAUCUGAAACAGAAACCACCUCUGCCAUCCUCGCCUCAGUCAAAGAACAGGAAUUGCAGUUUGAAAGGCUGACCCGAGAGCUGGAGGCUGAACGGCAGAUCGUAGCCAGCCAGCUGGAGCGAUGCAAGCUGGGGUCCGAGACUGGCAGCAUGACCAGCAUCAGUUCAGCAGAAGAGCAGUUUCACUGGCAGUCACAAGAUGGUCAAAAAGAUAUCGAAGAUGAGCUCACAACCGGUCUCGAGCUGGUGGACUCCUGUAUUAGGUCACUGCAGGAAUCGGGAAUACUUGACCCACAGGAUUAUUCUACAGGUGAAAGGCCCAGCCUGCUCUCCCAGAGUGCACUUCAGCUCAAUUCCAAACCUGAAGGGUCUUUCCAGUAUCCGGCCAGCUACCAUAGCAACCAGACCCUGGCCUUGGGGGAAACCACCCCUUCACAGCUCCCGGCCCGAGGCACACAAGCCCGAGCUGCGGGCCAGAGCUUCAGCCAGGGCACGACCAGCCGCGCCGGCCACCUGGCGGGGCCCGAGCCCGCGCCGCCGCCGCCGCCGCCGCCGCGGGAGCCGUUCGCGCCCAGCCUGGGCAGCGCCUUCCACCUGCCCGACGCGCCGCCCGCCUCCGCCGCGCUCUACUACUCCAGCUCCACGCUGCCCGCGCCACCGCGCGGGGGCUCCCCGCUGGCCGCGCCCCAGGGCGGCUCGCCCACCAAGCUGCAGCGCGGCGGCUCGGCCCCCGAGGGCGCCACCUACGCCGCGCCGCGCGGCUCCUCGCCCAAGCAGUCGCCCAGCCGCCUGGCCAAGUCCUACAGCACCAGCUCGCCCAUCAACAUCGUCGUGUCCUCGGCCGGCCUGUCCCCGAUCCGCGUGACCUCGCCCCCCACCGUGCAGUCCACCAUCUCCUCCUCGCCCAUCCACCAGCUGAGCUCCACCAUCGGCACGUACGCCACCCUGUCGCCCACCAAGCGCCUGGUCCACGCGUCCGAGCAGUACAGCAAGCACUCGCAGGAGCUGUAUGCCACGGCCACCCUUCAGAGGCCGGGCAGCCUGGCAGCUGGGUCCCGAGCUUCAUACAGCAGCCAGCAUGGGCACCUGGGCCCAGAGUUGCGGGCCCUGCAGUCCCCAGAACAUCACAUAGAUCCCAUCUAUGAAGACCGCGUCUAUCAGAAGCCCCCUAUGAGGAGUCUCAGCCAGAGCCAGGGGGACCCUCUGCCGCCAGCACACACCGGCACCUACCGCACGAGCACAGCCCCAUCUUCCCCUGGUGUCGACUCCGUCCCCUUGCAGCGCACAGGCAGCCAGCAUGGCCCGCAGAAUGCCGCCGCGGCCACCUUCCAGAGGGCCAGCUAUGCCGCAGGCCCGGCCUCCAAUUACGCGGACCCCUACCGACAGCUGCAGUAUUGUCCCUCUGUUGAGUCUCCGUACAGCAAAUCCGGCCCUGCUCUCCCGCCCGAAGGCACCUUGGCCAGGUCCCCGUCCAUUGAUAGCAUUCAGAAAGAUCCCAGAGAAUUUGGAUGGAGAGACCCGGAACUGCCGGAAGUGAUUCAGAUGUUGCAACACCAGUUUCCCUCCGUCCAGUCUAAUGCGGCAGCCUACUUGCAACACCUCUGCUUUGGAGACAACAAAAUUAAAGCCGAGAUAAGAAGACAAGGAGGCAUCCAGCUCUUGGUGGACCUGUUGGAUCAUCGGAUGACUGAAGUCCACCGUAGCGCCUGUGGAGCUCUGAGAAACCUGGUGUAUGGGAAGGCCAAUGAUGAUAACAAAAUUGCUCUGAAAAACUGUGGCGGCAUCCCAGCGCUGGUGAGGUUACUCCGCAAGACCACCGACCUGGAGAUCCGGGAGCUGGUCACAGGAGUCCUCUGGAACCUCUCCUCAUGUGAUGCACUCAAAAUGCCAAUCAUCCAGGAUGCCCUGGCAGUACUGACCAACGCAGUGAUUAUCCCCCACUCAGGCUGGGAAAAUUCGCCUCUUCAGGAUGAUCGGAAAAUACAGCUGCAUUCAUCACAGGUGCUGCGUAACGCCACCGGGUGCCUAAGGAAUGUUAGUUCGGCCGGAGAGGAGGCUCGCAGAAGGAUGCGAGAGUGUGAUGGGCUCACAGAUGCCUUGCUGUACGUGAUCCAGUCUGCACUGGGGAGCAGUGAGAUCGAUAGCAAGACCGUUGAAAACUGUGUGUGCAUUUUAAGGAACCUCUCGUACCGGCUGGCGGCAGAAACGUCUCAGGGACAGCACAUGGGCACGGAUGAGCUGGACGGGCUACUCUGUGGCGAGGCCAAUGGCAAGGACGCUGAGAGCUCUGGUUGCUGGGGCAAGAAGAAGAAGAAAAAGAAAUCCCAAGAUCAGUGGGAUGGAGUAGGACCUCUUCCAGACUGUGCCGAACCACCAAAAGGGAUCCAGAUGCUGUGGCACCCAUCAAUAGUCAAACCCUACCUCACACUGCUCUCUGAGUGCUCAAAUCCAGACACGCUGGAAGGGGCGGCAGGCGCCCUGCAGAACUUGGCUGCAGGGAGCUGGAAGGGCUGGGCUGAGGAUGUGGCAGGCAUGGCAUAUGCCCUACGUUCACUGCCAGAGGGGGCUCCCUGCCUGCCACAGUGGUCAGUUUAUAUCCGAGCCGCUGUCCGGAAAGAGAAAGGCCUGCCCAUCCUCGUGGAGCUGCUCCGGAUAGACAAUGACCGCGUGGUGUGCGCGGUGGCCACGGCACUGCGGAACAUGGCCUUGGACGUGAGAAAUAAGGAGCUCAUUGGUACGUUCUCUCUGAGUCACAGCGUCGCAGCUGUUACUGGAAAAUAUUUUCUCUCGGGCCAAAACAGCAGUGUUAUGAUUGUCAGUGCUUUUCUGACUCUGCACCAAGAACUGCCACACCAAGACAGCGGCAAAACCACCUCGCCGGCUGCAAGAGUCACGCUGGUGACCCAUGGGGCUCCUCCACUGGGAAUUUCCUGGAAUCCCCGGGCCUUGCUCACUAUUUCAGAUGAAUGGGCGCCUCUGCCGUCUCAGGGCUCCAAUCACCAGCUAAGAGGGCACCCGGACCAGUGUAUUUUGUACGGGGAACCGCCGCGCCAGAGCGCAGGCAAAGCAGCUGCGCGGGCCGAAACAGCUGCAGCGGCCGAAAGAGCCGCACUGGCAGAAACAGCUGUGCUGGCAAGCCCCCUCCCCACCCCCAAGUUGCCUGAAAUUCUGAAGUCAUCUUAUCCUGUUGCUGGCAUCUUCCGGGUCUGGCUGACCCACCCUGGCAAUCUCCUUAAGGGAAAGGUGACCUGUUCUUCUGGAGGAUCCCGGCUCCUCCCCAUUGUGGCCUGA